Meira miltonrushii is the source of this 2876-nucleotide messenger RNA. RefSeq lists its product as uncharacterized. Gene Ontology annotation, biological process: DNA-templated transcription; regulation of DNA-templated transcription. The transcript has 2 exons. The record is from RefSeq and is a predicted model, not a curated record. Gene Ontology annotation, molecular function: DNA-binding transcription factor activity, RNA polymerase II-specific; DNA binding; zinc ion binding. Lineage: Eukaryota; Fungi; Basidiomycota; Exobasidiomycetes; Exobasidiales; Brachybasidiaceae. Bases 117 to 2816 code for a protein of 899 amino acids.
UCCCCGCAAUUCCAUCUACCCGACUUCUUUGGGGGGAAAGACUAAAGCGAGAAGAAAAUAACAAAGGUGUUGAGAACCCUCUCUAUUGCCAUGUGGAUGUGGUUGUGAUAGCAAAAAUGAGCGAUUCUCCUUCUCCUUCAUCCAUGAUGGGACCGCCUUCCUCGAACGAUCUGGCUGGCAAUACAAGUAUAACAUCAUUGAAAACCGCGGCACAAAAGAUGGAACCUCCAAAAGGAAGAGCGCUAUCAUGCGAACAAUGCAAAAAACGAAAGAUUCGUUGUAAUCGCGAAACACCUUGUGGUCCUUGUAUCUUGCGUAACGAUCAAGCAAGAUGUAAACCCGUCAUUCGAUGGGAAGCAGGAUGUAGUUUGAGCGAAUUCACAAUCUUGCAAAACAGGGUGAACGAACUGGAAGAAAGGUUCGAAUCCAUGCAAAGGGCUGUGGAAGGCGGUGUAGGCGAAGGGAGAAGAUUAUCGUUCUCUAAUGCUUCAUCAUCAAAGUAUGUCAUGGGCGCAUCAAAUACUCAAAAUGCAAACAACGUCAAUAACACAAGCGCACCUAGGGACGGUGAGAACGAUGCAGUGAUGAUGUUGGAAGAUUUUGCAAUGGGAAACCGUGCAAAUGCCAGACGUGCCGCUCAAAAGUUGGUACCAAAACCCGGUCUGUUAUCUUCACGUCCGGGUGAUAGUCCGGAUCCCUCCAGACUUGAAACAGCAGUCAAUCAAAGGAGCGCAGAUCCAGCAGCAGAUGUGGCUUAUAGGUUUUUGCGACUGGCACCUCCUCCUGAAACACAGCGGCAAAUCGUUCAUUACUACUUUGAAAGGUUGGAAUGGUACACGAAAUGCCUUUAUCGACCGAACUACAUGGAAGAUAUGAACCUUUUGCUAUCACUUGAUCUCGAAACGGCGGCCCGAAGUGUUCGUCCCACGUUCUUGUGUGUACACUUUAUGGUGAUUUGCUUGGCCAUCCAUCUUUGUAGCGGAGAAGAAGUUCUUCUUUGGGGCUAUGAUCGAGUGAGUGCUCAGUCCCUAUGUGACGCUCUCUUUGCCGGAUCUCAACAAUUGCUCUGGUCAUCGGAUUUCAUUGGAAGUCAUCAACUGGAACAUUUGCAAGCGGUUGUGUUGAUGUCGGUAUAUGCAUAUAAUGUUGAUGAGCAGGCAGAUGCUGCGUAUGCAUUAGUAGGAGCUUCGAUCAAGAUUGCACAGAAUUUGGCAUUGAAUAGGCUGGACGAUGUACGAUUCCUAGAGAAAGAAAGACAGAAGAACAAGAGCGCAGGUGCUUCUGCUCAACAGCAACAAUCACCAUUGGAAAGAGAAUUGGGAAAGAGAGUGUGGUGGUAUCUUGUUUGGCUUGAUUGGAGUCAUGCGCUGUCACAUGGAGGUUGCUAUGCUAUCCACCCAAGUCAUAAUCGAACAAAUCUUCCUGCUAAUAUCAAUGAUGAAGAUCUGACAGCUUCUGCUACCGUAGUGCCCAAACCGCUUGAGGAAUAUACGUCCAUGAGCUUUACGAUCUGGAAAUUACGCUUCUUGGAUGUGUAUAGACAGACGAUCGAUCUGUUGAACGGGCCAACGGGAAUGACGCACACGCAAUUGACAGAGAUGGAUAAAAAGUUGAUGGAAAUGUUGAAUGGAUUGCCCUCCUACUUUCAACUUCGUAUGGAUGAGCAAGAUCAUUGGACGUUUGGCGAUAGUUGUCAUGAUAUGGAACUGCUCUCGAUUCAAAUUACCGGUUGGAAUAGACUCUUGCGUCUUCAUAGACCUUUCUUGGCCCGAGGAUUACUGGAUAAGAAUAGCGUCUCGCGAAAGAGAUGUGUGGAUGCAGCAUACAACAUCUUGGCCUGCUUCCGACAUGCCAAAAAGCAUGCUCCUCUCCUUCUCAAAGUUUGGAUUCAUGUGUAUUACGUAUUUUCAGGUGCAUUGGUGUUGUUUUUGGACUUGUGUUAUGACGACGGAAGUGACAGCAAAGCAACAGAAGACAAACGAAAGGCGAUUCGAGAAAUGCUGGAUAUAUGUGAUACAGCACGUCAUCUAAGUGCAGCAGCAAAGAAUACUUACAAUCUGCUGUUGGGACUGCUAGAAGCGGAAACGGAGCUGCGAGUCCAUCAAGGACAAGGCAAAGACAAUUUCAAACCAAACUCCAAACGGAAAAGGGCAAAGACUGAAUCCAACUCCCAAGGCGUUGCAUUUUCGCCAUUCGUUUCGCUUGUUGAACGUGUGCUAGUGGAUGCAGCUUCGAAAAACAGUAGUGGUGAUAGUGCUUCAUCUUCUCUUGGAAGAUCGCCGAAUGAAUAUACCGGUUCAGUUGGCGGAUUAUUUGAACCGCCUGCAAAGAGACAUACGACAAGCUUUGUACGAGAUCGACAUUCGAGCAUGAGUAACAGUGAUAAUCGUUAUAAUUGUGGAGGAAUAAACACAGGGCAUGGCAAUUAUGGCGUAAAAGAUGUGAACAGUACGCAAAAUGGACAGAUGCAAUCUUAUACCAACACUGGCAGCUUUUCUGGUCCUCCUCUUUCGCCUUGGAGCACAUCAAGCUCUCGUGGAGGUGGAAAUGGCGGAGGAGCGAAUGCAUGGAAUAUGGGAGGAGGAUUCCCAAGUCCAACAAGUGGAGCGUUUGGGAACGGCGGAAAUCUCGGUAAUCCAUCAUUGUACGGAACAAAUGUAACAAUGAUGAGUGGUAAUGCAAACUUGAACGGAGGAGGAAUGCGAAAUACGGGAGCGGCAACGACGAAUGGCUUGAGCAGCUUAUUGGAUGAAGACAUCUUUUCAGGACUAUUGAUGAAUCAUAUGAAUUUGUUUUCAGUCAUAGUAUGUAUGUAAAAAAUGAUCUCAAUUGGUAAUAGGAAUGUCACAAUGAUUAGAAAAGGGGGUUGCACAUCU